This is a messenger RNA of Sesamum indicum (sesame), 1961 nucleotides long. Its product is annotated as UDP-glycosyltransferase 73C4. Lineage: Eukaryota; Viridiplantae; Streptophyta; Magnoliopsida; Lamiales; Pedaliaceae. The record is from RefSeq and is a predicted model, not a curated record. Gene Ontology annotation, molecular function: UDP-glucosyltransferase activity.
UAGCAAACAGCCAAACAUUGGAAACCUCCCCACUAUCCUCCGAGAAUGAAAGUUUGAACUUGGCCUCCAAGGGUCUUCUUCAGCAGACAAGUCAAAUGGUCCUUGGAAAUCUCCAAGCUAGUAUGUCAGAUUCAACUUGGCCUUCACGGCUCUUGCACCGUCACCAAACUGCCAAACUAAACACUGGAAACCUCGAGCAUGCAGUAUUUAAUCUCAGCCUUUUCAACCGAUUUCUAAACAUAACAAACAGAGUUGGGAAUAAACAAGAAUUGAAACCCGCCAAUUCCACGUCCCUGCAAUUAGAUUAAUGGCCACCAACGAAAACCAACCUCAUUUCGUCCUGUUUCCUUUCAUGGCCCAAGGCCAUAUGAUUCCCAUGGUAGACAUUGCCAGAUUGCUGGCGAAGCGAGGUGUUCUCAUCACGAUUCUGAUGACUCCCCACAAUAGCAACAGAUUCAAAUCAGUGAUUUCUCGUGCAAUUGGCUCUGGACUGAGCAUUCAUGUUACCCACCUCAAAUUUCCCUGUGCUGAAGUCGGGCUGCCUGAAGGGUACGAGAGUUUUGAUAUGCUUCCUAACAUUGACGAUGCACUUAAGUUCUGGAAAGCUGCUACCAUGCUAAAAGAUCAGGUGCAAGAAUUGCUGCAAGAACUUAAGCCCCCGCCAACCUGCUUAAUUGCUGAUAUGUGUUUUCCGUGGACCACGACUGUUGCUCUAAACUUGCAUAUCCCAAAAAUUCUGUUUCAUGGGACUAGUUGUUUUUCUCUGAUGUGCAUGCACAUGCUGGGAGUUUCAAAGGAUUUCGAAGAGGUAACUUCUGAUACGGAGUACUUCGUGGUGCCUGGCCUGCCGGAUAGGAUUGAGAUCACCAAAGCUCAGCUUAAGGGCACAGCUAAUCAAUUGUCUUCUGACUGGAUUAAGAUACGGGACGAGAUGCGAGAGGCUGAACUACAAGCAUUUGGGACCGUGGCUAAUACUUUCCAAGAACUGGAACCUGAAUAUGUUAAAGCAUACCUCGAAGUGAAAGGCAAAAAGCUUUGGUGCGUUGGUCCGGUUUCGUUGUGCAACAAAGAUGACAUGGACAAGGCUGAAAGAGGUAACAAGGCCUGCAUUGAUGAGCAUGAAUGCUUGAAGUGGCUUGAUUCACAGGAAUUGAGCUCCGUCAUUUACAUUUGCCUUGGAAGCUUAUCACAACUGGCCACUUCACAGUUGAUAGAGCUCGGCUUAGGCCUAGAAGCAUCGAAUCGCCCCUUCAUAUGGGUUAUCAGAAAUGCAUCAGAUGAGUUCAAGAAGUGGCUGUCAGAAGAAAGAUUUGAGGAAAGGACCAAGAAAACGGGCCUUUUGAUCCAAGGCUGGGCGCCUCAAGUUCUAAUACUUUCCCAUCCGUCUGUUGGAGGCUUUUUAACGCAUUGUGGGUGGAACUCAACACUUGAAGGAAUAACUGCUGGCCUGCCUAUGAUAACAUGGCCGGUAUUUGCAGAGCAGUUUUGCAAUGAAAAGUUCAUUGUGAACGUCAUCAAGACAGGAAUAAGAGUAGGCGUUGAGGUGCCGGUCAUCUUUGGAGAAGAAGAGAAGGUGGGAGUACAGGUUAAAAAUGAUGAUAUAAAGAUGGCUAUCGACAGGUUGAUGGAUGCAGGAGAAGAAGGGGAAGAGAGAAGAGAGAGAGCAAAAAAGCUUGGGAAAAUGGCGAAAAAUGCAAUGGACGAAGAGGGUUCAUCUAACCUCAACAUGACAAAGCUUAUAGAAGAUGUUAUCAAACACCAAACCAACAACGUGGACCAAUCUGCAAAUGAAGCAAAGCUAGAUCAUGAAUAUUCUUCUGAAAUUGUAGUCCAGCAAUAGAUACAGAAGCUCUGUUUUCCAUUGAUGAUAUUCAGUACUGCAAAUUCCUCUUUUAUUACUGCCUUCAGAACAUGUUUCUGGUACUUUAUUGCUUUGAAUUUGAGCUUUUUCUUUGUUAGCA